Molecule: messenger RNA, 666 nt
Organism: Perkinsus marinus ATCC 50983
Lineage: Eukaryota; Perkinsozoa; Perkinsida; Perkinsidae
Exons: 6
Coding region: 1-666 (221 amino acids)
Biological process (GO): translational initiation
Cellular component (GO): eukaryotic translation initiation factor 3 complex
Molecular function (GO): translation initiation factor activity; translation initiation factor binding; RNA binding
Source: RefSeq, a predicted model, not a curated record
AUGGCAGAAAUUCGACUCCUGGCACAAGAAAACGUGAUUAAGGCUAACUUCUACAUCGUUGAUGCGCACCUCCUACCGGUCAACUUCGAUCUCCUCAUCGGCCAGAAAACUCUUCAUGAUCUUGGGUAUCGCCUCGUGAAUGUUGAUGAGAACAAGGACGACUCGGACCAAACAUGGGUGGACUAUCUUGCUCACCAAGGAGAACUACUUGCAGCCCAUGAGGACCUUGAAGGAAUCAUCAGGGCACGUGCCCUCUUGCCUGACUGUAUCUGGAGCUUCCAGGGCCGCCUUAUGUAUAAGUGCUCGAAAGAAAGUUUGUGGUUUUCGGACUGGAGGCCUCACCCGAAUCAGUUGUUGGCUGAGAAGGAGCUUGAGAGUAUCAGGAAGGACUACAAGCAGUAUAUAGCGCAAUACGAAGCUGGCGGUCGCGACUUUGCGAGUCAACAACGUGCGGCUGCGGUUGCGGACAGGAAGGCUAUUCCGAACGACUUCCGGUCUAUGGUCAAGGAUCUCAAAGAGUUCCGGGCUGAGAUGCGCAAAUCAUUGGCCCGUGAGGACUGGGAAGAGGGCUUCAAGCGCUUGGCGCCUUCGAGGGAAAUUGUCACAUUCACUGAGACCAGAGAUAUCGAACAAGGCAAGCCGAAGGAGGAGUUGUAUUCCUUCUAG